This is a messenger RNA of Anguilla anguilla (European eel), 2027 nucleotides long. It is a transcript of the gene pde9a, whose product is annotated as phosphodiesterase 9A. Bases 196 to 1767 code for a protein of 523 amino acids. The record is from RefSeq and is a predicted model, not a curated record. Gene Ontology annotation, molecular function: 3',5'-cyclic-GMP phosphodiesterase activity. Gene Ontology annotation, biological process: cGMP catabolic process. Lineage: Eukaryota; Metazoa; Chordata; Actinopteri; Anguilliformes; Anguillidae. The transcript is spliced from 19 exons.
GAGAGGAAAGAGAAGGGGGCGGUGGGCAGGUUGCGGAGGUGACAGUGAGGAGAAAAGUGACAGUCAGAAGAGAGAUUUCUGGUUAUGGGAUAAUUUAAUUUCCUAUUUAUCAAGUCGCGCUUCGGUGACAGUUCUUGACAGACUACCGCUCUGACGGCGUUCUGCUGUCUCAGUGACACUGAGAGAGGGGUAGUGAUGGGGUCUGCGUCGUCGGUGUACAGAGUUAUCUACCUGGACGUCGAUGGCAGAAUUCAGAAGGUGGUGUUCAGCCGAUUCUGCAGCCCCUGUGACAUAAAGGAGCUCUUUUGCACAGCCCUGGGGCUGCCCAGGAACACCAACAUCUCCCUGUUGGAUGUGAAUGGAGCCAUGGUGUCCAUUGACCCCACAAUGCCACGCAACUCUGAAAGGUCACCAUACAGGGUGGUGCCUCUGACCGGGGGACCGCUUGCAGAUAAAGAGGAACUCUUUCAGAAUGUACUGAGCCAGGUGGCUGAGCAGUUCUCCAGGGCAUUCAAAAUAAAUGAACUGAAGACUGAAGUCACAAACCGCUUGGCCAUGCUGGAAAAAAGAGUGGAGUUGGAGGGCUUGAAGGUCGUGGAGAUUGAGAAGUGUCGCAACGACAUUAAGAAGCUCCGUGAAGAGAUGGCCUCCAGAAACAACAGUAGUUUCCUGGAUGAUAAUAAGAAAUUGAUGCCACGCAGAGAUGUCCCUUCUUACACAAAGUGUGUCUGUCCGUCUGCGUGCCUCUGUCCGUCUGCAUGUCUAUGUCAUCUGUCUCAGGAGGUAGUGGAGACUCUGAAAAAGCCCAUCUUCAAUGUGUGGCAGUGUGAGCAUCAUGAGAUGCUGAGUUGCUUAGAACAUAUGUACCAUGACCUGGGCUUGGUGAAGGACUUCAAUAUCAACCCCAUCACCCUGAAGAGGUGGCUGCUCUGUAUCCACGACAACUACAGGAACAACCCCUUUCACAACUUCCGCCACUGCUUCUGUGUCACACAGAUGAUGUACAGCAUGAUAUACCUCUGCAGUCUGCAAGAGAAGUUCACUCAGGUGGACAUCCUGAUCCUGAUGACCGCUGCCGUGUGCCAUGAUCUGGACCACCCCGGUUACAAUAACACGUACCAGAUUAAUGCGAGGACAGAGUUGGCGGUGCGCUACAACGAUAUCUCUCCGCUGGAGAACCAUCACUGUGCUGUGGCCUUCCAGAUCUUCUCCCAGCCCGAAUGCAACAUCUUCUCCAACUUCGACCCCGAGGCCUUCAAACAGAUACGCCAGGGAACGAUAACGCUGAUCCUGGCCACAGACAUGGCCCGACACGGUGAGAUUCUCGACUCCUUCAGACAGAAGGUGGACAGCUUUGACUUCACCAAUGAGGAGCACGUCACCUGUCUGAAGAUGGUGCUGAUUAAGUGCUGUGACAUUUCUAACGAGGUGCGGCCCAUGGAGGUGGCCGAGCCCUGGGUGGACUGCCUGCUGGAGGAGUACUUCAUGCAGAGCGACAGGGAGAAGUUAGAGGGGCUCCCAGUUGCCCCUUUCAUGGACAGAGAGAAAGUCACCAAACCCACCGCCCAGAUCGGCUUCAUCAAGUUCGUCCUCAUCCCCAUGUUUGAGACUGUCAUGAAGCUGUUCCCCCAGAUUGAGGAGGUGAUGGUUCAGCCCCUGAGGGAGUCUCGGGACCGCUACGAGGAGCUGAAACAGAUUGACGACGCCAUGAAUGAGGUGCAGAAAAAGAAAAAUGAGAAUUUAACCGUGGGGGGGAAGAAGAAGUAAUGGCAUUAGAGGGGUGGAGACACCGGCAGGGGGAGGGGACGGACCCAGACAUGCUGAACGACAAUCUGAAAACCAUGAUCAGGGAACCUGAAAUUGUACAGCACAAAGAACUUCACUCAACAACAGUCUGCUUUUAUCAUUUGGGCCUUUUUGUUUGUUUGUUCGUUUUCUUCAUUUUUAAAGUAUCAUUUUAUACAGGAUGUACAGAUUUUUAGUCACUUUUUGUUCUUUGCUACAAAUAAAUAAGUUUACCAUAAUAA